Nematolebias whitei (Rio pearlfish) is the source of this 479-nucleotide messenger RNA. It is a transcript of the gene cby1, whose product is annotated as chibby homolog 1 (Drosophila). The record is from RefSeq and is a predicted model, not a curated record. The coding region runs from base 74 to 478 and encodes 134 amino acids. The transcript is spliced from 5 exons. NCBI's taxonomy places the organism in Eukaryota, Metazoa, Chordata, Actinopteri, Cyprinodontiformes, Rivulidae.
GCGCAUGCGCAUUCGGGACCAUGUUCUGGAGCAUAAUCAACAGUCGCGUCCGGGCAUUAAAUAAAUAGACUAUAUGGAGGACCUCAAAAAAUCCCUGAAGAUGCCGCUGUUUGGAAAUACAUUCAGUCCGAAGAAGAUUCCUCCUCGGAAAUCUGCAUCUCUGUCCAGCCUGCAUACGUUGGAUCGAUCAACAAGAGAAGUGGAGCUCGGUCUUGAGUAUGGACCUCCUACAAUGAACAUUGGAGGCCAGAGCUGGAAAUUUGAAGAAGGACAAUGGAUAACAGAAUCUGGUGGAAAUAUGUCUAGUAGAGAAAUGGUGCGGCUCAGGAAAAGAAAUGUGCAGCUAGAGGAAGAAAACAACCUCCUGAAAUUGAAGAUAGAAGUCCUAAUGGACAUGCUGACUGAAGCUACAGUAGAGUUUCACCUGAUGGAGAAAGAAGUUGAUGAUCUAAAGACUCAACAUCAAAGAAAGAAAUGAC